AUGGAUGGCAGCACACUUACUGGAGAUUGUGACGUGUACAGUGAUCAGGAGAUAGUAGAUUACGUACUUAACCGCCACACUGAUUCCAACGUUGAUUUGAAGACUAAUAUAAGUAAAAAAAUUGUGAUAACUGAAUGCACAAGCACCGGAAAGAAUCAAUGGGAACAACAAUCCCAUCCAUACAUCUGUGGGUGGUUCGUUUUAUGUAUGAAUGACAUUGGAAUCGAGAGUCAAUGUCCAGAAAACCUCCUUUUUAAUCCAGAUAUUGGGCUAUGCGAUUUGUCUGAGAAUGUAAAUUGUGACGACAUAACAACCACAACAGCUCCGGAAGAUCCUACAACCGAUACAACAUUGAUUGAGACUACCGAAACAACUGCUAGUGACGAUUUCACAACCGAUACUUCGGUUGAAACUACAACUGAAAAUGUCACCACUGUUGAAACUACAACUGAGAAUGAUACUACGAUUGAUAAUACAACUAAAGAUGAUCCAACGGUUGAUACUACAACUGAAGAUUAUACCACGAUUGAUACUACAACUGAAGAUGCUACCACGGUUGUUACUACAACUGAGAAUGAUACUACAGUUGAUACUACAACUGAAGAUGGUGUUAUUACUACAACUGAGAAUGAUACUACGGUUGAAACUACAACUAAUGAUGAUACCACGGUUGAAAUUACUACUAAAGAUGAUACCACGGUUAUUACUACAACUGAGAAUGAUACUACGGUUGAUACUACAACUGAGAAUAAUACUACGGUUGAAACUACAACUAAUGAUGAUACCACCACUGAUAAUACAACUGAUGAUGAUACUACGGCAACUACCGAUCAGGAAGAAACCACCACAGAUUCAAAUCUCAGUCCUGAAACGACGACGGAUCAAUUGGAAACAACAAGCAUAGACAACGAGGUGACAACAGAGGAAAUCAAUACUACCGUGGAAGAUGAAACUACUGAAGGGGCUACAGAAUCAGAUUGUGAACCUUUGUGUGCAGACCUUCUAGCUUCAGGUGGUGAAAUUGCCGAUCCUAGUAAUUGCGGUAGAUUUAUUAGCUGCACUGACCAGUGCAGCGGUGGUACCAUGUUUUGCCCAUCUAAUUUGCAUUUCAAUCACAUUAUGUCUGUAUGUGACCUACCAGAACGGGCUGAGUGUUUGUUGGAAGUAUGUGUCGGCAUACCGACCGGAGUCAUCCCCAGUGUAAACAGCUGCCGACACUACUACGGGUGCAUGAACUCGAACGCCAUCCUCCAAAGUUGUGGACCUGGACUGGUGUUCGAUCCUGUGAAGAAAUUAUGUGUAACAGAAGAUGCUGACAAUCCAUGUGUAUUCCCGGAUAUCCCCGCACCGCCACCAGAAGUUUAUUCGCAAUGCACUCCAACCGUUGUCGAACAACAGCUUCGUCAUCCCACUCGUUGUGACGUGUUUUAUCGAUGCGUACGAGGCAUGCUGUCUGGCCGAAUAUGCCUCGAUGGCUUGUUAUUUGACGAAUCGCUAGGAAAGUGCAAUCUAGCGGAACUAGUUGAUUGUGUCGACGAAACUGAGCAGCAGUGAAGAUAUUCAGUGGAAAAAUCUCAAAAUGUGGAAAGUCAUUCGAAACGCAAGGCAGUUC
This is a messenger RNA of Ochlerotatus camptorhynchus, 1612 nucleotides long. RefSeq lists its product as uncharacterized. Bases 1 to 1554 code for a protein of 517 amino acids. Gene Ontology annotation, cellular component: extracellular region. The transcript has 4 exons. NCBI's taxonomy places the organism in Eukaryota, Metazoa, Arthropoda, Insecta, Diptera, Culicidae. The record is from RefSeq and is a predicted model, not a curated record. Gene Ontology annotation, molecular function: chitin binding.